AUGAAGUCUGCCACAGCCCGAUUCUUCGACCUGCCAGAGUUGAUCCCUCUAAUCGGCAUCUACCUGGAGCGACACGAUCUCUCGGCAUUCAUGAAAACCUCCCACCUGAUGCACUCCAUCCUACUCCCGCUCUUCCACCGAGUUGUCCCCCUACCCACCUUCAGGACUCCAGAGACCCUGCAAGCCCUAGCAAGGAACGCGAUGACCAUCUCCUAUCUUACGACGGGACUGACGGCCUGUGGCCGCUACAGCGACAUUGUCACUAAAGCCCUCCAGUCAAAGAACCCUUCCAUAAAGUUCAAAAAGCAGAUCCCUACCUAUAUCCCCUCGGAAGAGGCGCUGGAGGCACUUUGUCAAGGUGGUGAAUUCCCUGCCCAGCUCUACCAAGUCCUGCGCCUCAGUCCCCGCCUCACGCAACUGGACUUGGUGCAGAUUUGCAUCAACAACGACCUCACGCUGCACCUUCUGGCAAGAGUCAUCUUCGGACUCGACACUCUCGAGUCCUUAUUGAUUGCGACAUAUGCCAACGCCCGUCUCUUCUCACAGAUACCAUCGUACAUUUUCAACAGCUGUCCUCCGUCUCUCAAAUCCCUCGAGUUCAAGAUACUUUACAACCACAUCGCUUCACGGGCAACUACAUUCAGCACAACUACGACUCCGGAUAGCAAUAGUAUCAAGACACUAAAGUCGUCAUUGGCGAUACCAGGACCAGGACGACAAGUUCGAUCUCUCAGCAACUUGACGCAAUGGAGGUUCAUGCAUGACGACGUCGACGACCUGAGCGACACUAUUUGCUCAAUCUUAGAGAGCUGCCCCAACCUUCGAUCAAUGGACGUUCCGCCUCUCGGUGGACCCCAACAAAUCGAACGUCUCAAAAGGAUGGUUACCAAUUGCCUUCCACACCUCCAUAGUCUGACACAGCACGACCUUGAACACGGCCACAUGAAUGACUGCACAGCAAUAUCCAUAGUCGCCAACGCGAUGCGACCCGACACGCUCGAGUUGGUUUACAUUCUUCAGUACGCGGAAAAAUAUCCGACCCUUGAUCAGGAGCUGCGGAGGCACAAACGAUCGCUAAAGUGGGUCGAACUCGAUGACUGUACGCGGAUCGAAUCCAGCACGAUUACCUCGCUCCUGCUCCAGUAUCCGGCGUUGGAAGUACUCAAGGUGAACCCUUUUGAGAACACGAGGAGCGUGGAGGUUGAUAUCGAGCAAUUAGUGGAGAAGAAAUGGGUGGUGACCAGACUCCGGGAGCUUCAACUGAUCAUCAACACCGAGCCAGGAGAAAUAGACGAAGAGGAGGAAUACGAAAGUGACAGGAGAAAAAACUUGGAGAACCUUUGUCGGCAACUGGGAGCUAUAGAGUCAUUGGAGGUGUUGGAUCUGUGGGUUCCGUCUGAUGAGGAUGGUGCGUAUGAUGACUAUGAAAAUGACCUUGGCCCUCGCUUUUCGUUGUUGGGCAUGCUAUCGUUGGGCGACAGUGAGGUAGGUGGUGAACGAUGGGGUUGCCUUGGGUUGUUGGCUGGGCUCAAGAACUUGCUGGCCGUUCGAGGAUCGUUUCUCAUUCAAUAUACGCCGGCGUCCUAUAAUAUCACCCAAGAGGAUGCCGAGUUUAUAGUCAAGCAUUGGCCUCGACUCAAAGUCCUGGAACUCUACAGGGAGAGUGAGCGUUUUGUCGAUUUGUCCCCUCCUGUUGAAUAUCUUUUGAAGGAAUUGCCUGGCCUUUGCAUCCAUGCUACAGAAAGAUGCUGA
Linnemannia hyalina is the source of this 1752-nucleotide messenger RNA. Lineage: Eukaryota; Fungi; Mortierellomycota; Mortierellomycetes; Mortierellales; Mortierellaceae. The record is from the annotation of a GenBank genome assembly.